Messenger RNA from Heterobilharzia americana, 4050 nucleotides. Lineage: Eukaryota; Metazoa; Platyhelminthes; Trematoda; Strigeidida; Schistosomatidae. The record is from the annotation of a GenBank genome assembly.
AUGGUUAUUAGCCUAUGGGUUUCAAAAAUCCGGUGCAUUAUCCAUAGAUGCUCAAGGUAUUCAGUGGCAACUGCUGUUCAUCACUUAAUACGUAUUAUAACAACUGUCAGUACAAGUAGUGCUGCUUUAGCAUCCAAUUCUGGUAAUAAUGAGCCUAUAUCUAUUUUGGAUGCAUUUGAUAAUGCUACCACACGAACUGGAGAAUCUACACUUGCUGGUCGCAAUUCACUGGCGAAUGAAGAAAACUCAUACACAACUGGAGUAACCACUACCAAGAUUACAGAGAUUCAUGUACGUCUAAGUGCUGCAAAAUCUUUAGAUGCUUUUGUAACUGCAAUCCAUGGAUGCCAAUUGUAUGAUGUAUCUGUAAGUGGUUCACUGAAUGAGUCAAUAACAGCAUGUCUACAUUCUGUUACAACUGGUGAUUUAGUCAGUCGAUUAUGGUCACAUGGUAUUAUGGAUUCUAGUACAAAUCGGUCCGGUGUCAAUCCUAUUCAACAAGAACUUACAUUAUCCUGUGCAAAUGCUCUAGCAGGAAUUAUUCGUUUAAAUCCAAGCUUGUUUACGACAGGAUUGAUCGAUAGAGUUGGAUCAAUAGCAUUUAUCGGUUUAAUUGAACCGCCGCCAUCUGGAUUGGCAUGUCAACAAACAGAUCUAGUUGCCCGACUGCUAUCCACUGCUGCUUCUGGCUUAUUACCGCCGUUAACGAUCAAAUCCUCAAGUUCUGUACAACCUAAAGUUAAACGAGCACAUUCAGUGUCAACUAAAGUAUCACGUAAUUCUAUAACUGGCACCGGUGGUUCUGGAACACCGGCUGCAUGCAGACGGUUACUAUCUGAACAUAAGUUUAUCAAUGCUAUUUUUCGUCAUUUAGAAAGUCCACAUGCUAUGCUACGAGCUAAAGCUUUCUUACUUUGUUCUGCUAUCAUAGCUAAUUCACCACAAGAUAGUUUACCGAUAGCAUGUCAUCACCGUCUUCCAGCUUUACUGGAGCGUAAUUUAAAAGCCACUAGAACAUUAAAUCACAGAUAUAAUGAUGCAUUUGAUUAUAGUUUGACAAAGUCCUCAAAUAUCUCAUCAUCAUCUGGUCAAAAUGUAGAAUCAGCAAGUACAGUAUACUUAGCAGCAUGUAUAACUCAUAUGGCUGAUAUUUUAGUCUAUGAUAUCAUUCCAACUGUAUGUCAUCAAGUAUUGUCAGCUGUUGGUCUAAUUGGACCACGUAAAACUACUGGUUCCACAAAUCAUUUUACUAGACAAAUAUCUACUACAUCAUCAAAUAGGAAAAAUAGUCGCACAUCAUCUUCCCACACUCGUCAAUUGUCUGCUAAUAGUGGGAAUACAUCCACUGCGAAUGGCAAUACAUCGUCAAAUCAAGUUAAUCCACGCAUACUUUUGUCCGCUUUUAGUUGUCUUCCUUUGAUUUUAAGUGGAUGUGGUCCUAUACGCCUACGAUUAUUUCAACUGCAAGAUUUGAAAUCGUCACAUGAGGGAAAUAAUAAAAAUUGUAAUUAUGUAAAUAAUCCUGUCAAUUUGGCUGUUGUCACCUCUUCGUCGUCAUCAUCCUCUUCAGGGGUUGCUCGUAAUGGAUCACCUGAUUCAGUUUUUUGUUUAUUAUCAUUUAUUAGUCGUCUCUUAGAUCACUGGACAUCAGCAGAUCCCAUCACUGUAGCUGCUGGACUAUUUUCAGUUCAUCAUUCAGGGAGUUUUGAAGAAGAAAUAUUAAGUGUUGUCUUGACAGUUAUCGAAGAUAUUAGUCAACAGUCAAGUUUGGUUGAGAAGCGUAAACAAGAUCUUAUAUGCCUUAUUUUACCUGGAUUAGCCCGUCUGGCUGUUUGUUCAAAUACUAAACCUGAAGUACGAUCAAUAUGUGUAAAGAUUAUUACGAAUUUGGCAUCAGUUUUCCUUGGUGAAUCUGAUAUCGCUGCUUCAACAACAAGUUUAGUUGAACUCGAACGUGCCUAUUCAGUGACAUCUGUUGGACAAGAGGAUCGUAAUUCAUCAAGUCAUAUAAGAAAAUAUGAAAGAACAUCUUCAGGAGUUUGUGAAAGACCUUUGAGUGCAGAUGCUGAUGUUUUGUUAUGUGGAGUAUCCAAAAUGAAGAAAAGUGAGAAGACAAACAGCUUUUCAAAUCUACAUCAUGGUAUACCAAGUCGAAUGACUACUUCACACUAUACUCCUGGACGACCCUCCGGUGAUCAUGGAAGUAAACCACGUGGAUCUACAGGAAACGCAGGUGUUGGUGGUCUUUCUAACCAUAUAAGAGUUAAAAACAAUCGAAUUGAUCCUAACCAGAAUCCUGAUUGUAUUGGUAGCGCUAUUCAACCACCCUCUCCAGAUGUUCUCCUGGCUUUAUUUGAUUUAGUCAAUAAACUCUUAGUACCUUAUGGUAAUGCGAUCCUCACAUGUCCUGAGAUUACAGCUCCAACUGCAUUUCUACGCCUGUUUUGUUUAUUACUAAAAUGUGCUUCUCAAGAUUGUUAUUUUGUAAAGUGUUCAUCACCCAGCAACACUCUGACAACACCAACUUCGAAUUCUCUUAUCACUUCUUCAAAAAACAAAGAAAUAUAUGAUUCCACUAAAGAGUUUAUUCAACAGUUAAUUUCAGAUGAAAUACACUUGUUUAUUAAAAAUUUUUCUGUUUAUGGAUUGGAUAUCUCUCUGGUGCGUUUGUUAGCUUCACAACUAUUAUCAUCUUCACCAGCUUCAUUGAAUUCAUCAUUAUACACUGGGAAUGUAACACGUAUCGAUAACAAGUUACUACCGUGUUCAUCAUUGUCGUCAUCAUCAUUACAACCUCAAUCAACACUUUCAUCUCCAUCACCGCUAUCUGUGCAUGGCGGUUCUGUGACAUCUAAUUUAUGCCUUACUUUAUUUGAAUUGAUUCCCUUGCUAUUUCGUUGGUCCAGUUUAUGUAAACCAGAUUAUUUGAUUAUUAAGCUACGUCUUUUAGAGUUGGUUACAAUAGCAUGUUUAGAGAUAGGCCAAAUAUUACUGCCAGAGACAAGUUAUAAUGAUGAUGAAAAACAAUCAGAUGCUGUGAAUAAAAAACUAUACAAUCCUGGAAAACAGUCAACUACAAAUCAUCGUAUCCGUAAUCGUUAUAAAUCUUCUUGUGGUAGUCAUAUAAAAAACUCAGAUUCACAUCAUUAUUCAGUUCGUAUUUUACCUGCAGUAGGCAGUGUGUGUGCACCAAUGCUUGCUGUACUAGGUGCUAUGAAUGCACUUUUAGGUUAUGUUGCUGAUGUUGUCCGUCUAGCUUUAGCUGAACGAGCUGCAAAUGCUCCUGAUGCUAAGAGCACUGCUGCUGCUGCUGAAGAAAUUUUGAUUGCUGCCAGACCACAUCCAAAAUUGGCCGGUUUACUUGCUCGUCUUAUUGGCUUAUGGAGACCACAUCAAUUGCCUACAAUUCAACCAAAUGUUUGCGAAUCUGAUUUACGCGAUUGGGUACAAUUAAUAACAAUAUCUAUUCAACAUCAAAAUUGUGACGAUGAAGUGUGUUUCCAGUUAUCUGAAGCUUCAAUCACCGCUUUAACCAACUAUGCAUCUUUAUAUGGAGGUGAAUAUUCACGUAGUGCGCUGGUACCUUCGUCAACUAACUCAUUGUCAUUAGGUUUACUAAGAUUGGCAGAAGAAGAUCAGCUGCUUCAAAUGAAACAUUUAUCCAAAGAAACAUUGAGAAGUUCUUGUGAUUCAUUUAAUUCUAAGCGAAGUACUCAUUGUCGACGACGUAUGCGUCUUUUACUGCGAAUACUAAGACGUUUAGUAUUUUCAGAUCCUGUUUGUCGUGCCCGGUUGGGAUCCUCUACAAAUUCAGUAAAGUGUAGUACCAUUUUGUUCACUACGCUUAGGUAUCUUUUGAUCAUAACACAACGCUCAGCUGAUGCUUCGACAAGUAAACUUUUAAGAGAAAUUAUUGAUCUUUUGUCACCUACAAUACGUCCAAAUCAUGAGAGAAAUGCUGUAAGUGGUGAUAGAAAUCAUAAUAAUCGUUCUAAAACUGUACCAUCUGAUUCAUCGUCAAAUAGAAUUAUUCCUAAAGCUGCUGCAUAA